AUGAAGGACCGAAUGAUAGAAAUUCAAGCGGUACAGGCUAACCAAGAUGAUGAAGAACUCGACGAUAAAGGGAUUGAAAUCUCCAUUGAAGAGCCAGUGCCAUUCAUGGAAGACUUCUUUAACCAGGUCGAACAUAUCGAAGGGGAAUUAGAUACUAUCGAAGACAACCUCGCCCAAGUUGCUAAAGCCUACAGCGAUUUCAUAACAAUGCCGAAAGUAACGGAAGAUAAACGCGAAAGUUUAGAGAAGAAUAUGGAAAAUAUUAAAAUUAAGGCCAAAAGAAUCCGUUCACAAUUAAAAGGCUUAGAAGCUACUAUUGGGCAAGAUGAUCAUUCCGCUGAAUUUCGGAUAAAGCAAACACAGGUUACAGCACUUAGUAAUCGUCUAGUUAGUCUUAUGUCCGACUACAAUACUAUGCAAGUGGAACAUCGAGAGAAAUGCAAAGCACGUAUUGUCAGACAGCUAGAAAUAACUGGAAAGACGACCACUGAUGACGAAGUUGAAGAAAUGUUAGAGCAAGGCGAUCUUAAUGUUUUCACUGAUGGUAUGAUGAUCGACAGUAAGGAAGCCAAAAAAGCUUUAGAAGCAAUCGAACAACGAUAUGACGAUAUUAUGAAACUCGAAAAAAGUAUUAAAGAAUUGCAUGACAUGUUUCUUGAUAUGGCCAUGCUAGUUGAAAGCCAAGGCGAAAUGUUAGACAAUAUUGAGCACAAUACUCUUAGUACUGUCGAUUACGUACAAAGAGCAACAACCGAUUUGAGUAAAGCUCAUACCUAUCAAACGGCAGCUCGGAAAAAACUGAUUUGUAUCAUUGUCCUUGUCAUUAUCCUUCUGAUAAUUAUCACCGUCGCUAUUGUUGUACCUACCGUAAACAAUUCUAGUAAUAAUAGCGGUAAUUCAAAUCCCAGCACACAAAGUCCCUAA
Molecule: messenger RNA, 924 nt
Organism: Trichoplax adhaerens
Lineage: Eukaryota; Metazoa; Placozoa; Uniplacotomia; Trichoplacea; Trichoplacidae
Product: syntaxin 1.4
Exons: 10
Coding region: 1-924 (307 amino acids)
Biological process (GO): intracellular protein transport; vesicle fusion; exocytosis
Cellular component (GO): endomembrane system; plasma membrane; SNARE complex
Molecular function (GO): SNARE binding; SNAP receptor activity
Source: RefSeq, a predicted model, not a curated record